GGGGUAUAUCAAGCAAAAUGUGGAUAUUCCUGAUAUUAUUCUACUAGGGCUGGAGACCUUAGAACAUCCAUAACUCACAUGACUACAAUAUACAGUCCCCUCCACGCACAUUUCCCAUCUCACCAGCUUUAAUUAUCUGAUUUGGGUGUCAUGUGAGGAGUUUGCACUAUAAAACCUGGAUUACAUAAGUCAUGACAUAAUCAGUCCAUAGAAAAUUUUUAGUGAGAUUACAGUGAGACAAUUGAGCAAAGCUCCAGAGGAACAAAAAAUGUUAAACCUGAAAUAAAAUUUUCUUUUCCUUUAAUAUCAUACCCUUUUACUUAUAUCACCACAAGGAAUAACUAAUCAUCAUGGGUAAAGGUAAACCAAGAGGUCUUAAUGCCGCUAGAAAAUUAAGAGUCCACCGUCGUGACAACAGAUGGGCCGAUCAAUCCUAUAAAGCUAGAUUAUUAGGAACAGCUUUCAAAUCAUCUCCAUUUGGUGGUUCUUCCCAUGCCAAAGGAAUUGUAUUAGAAAAAAUUGGUAUUGAAUCUAAACAACCAAACUCUGCUAUUAGAAAAUGUGUUAGAGUCCAAUUAAUCAAAAACGGUAAAAAAGUUACUGCUUUCGUUCCAAAUGAUGGUUGUUUAAAUUUCGUUGAUGAAAAUGAUGAAGUCUUAUUAGCCGGUUUCGGUAGAAGAGGUAAGGCUAAGGGUGAUAUUCCAGGGGUUAGAUUCAAGGUUGUUAAAGUCUCUGGUGUUUCAUUAUUAGCUUUAUGGAAAGAAAAGAAGGAAAAACCAAGAUCAUAGAUUUCUUAUUAUUGUUAUAUUAUAUCAAUAAAUCAUCAUAUAGUAAUAGUUUCUACCAUAAAAAUAUAAAAAAGUCAUAUAUUAAAAUGGGUUUAUUUUCAAAUCAAACCAUGUAAUAUCUCAUCCUUUUUCAAAAUGUUUAUCUGAAAUAUAUCAAAUCCUUUUCUAAUGAUUUAUCACUAAGUAUCUACUACUACUACUACUAUCUUUCAUUGAUAAUUCACAAUAAUUUUCAUAAUCUUUUUCUAAUUUAAAAAAUCUCACGUGUAUAUUGAAACUUUCAAAUAUAAUAUUCCAAACAUAUAUCUUUCAGGUAAAUGAAUUUAUAAUAAUGGGAUAACCCUAUCUAUAUCAUUAAGUUGUUAUCCUCUGUAGAAAAUCCCUUCAAAUUAGUGAGCUACUAUAAUCUAUCUGUAAACGAUCUCUCUACUAAUCUUCAUAUUAUUUCCAAAUGCGUUUAUUACUAUUAUUUUUAUACUAUACAACUAAAAUCCAGG
Messenger RNA from Scheffersomyces coipomensis, 1285 nucleotides. RefSeq names its product 40S ribosomal protein uS12 (gene RPS23A). Gene Ontology annotation, molecular function: structural constituent of ribosome. Gene Ontology annotation, biological process: translation. NCBI's taxonomy places the organism in Eukaryota, Fungi, Ascomycota, Pichiomycetes, Serinales, Debaryomycetaceae. Bases 351 to 788 code for a protein of 145 amino acids. The record is from RefSeq and is a predicted model, not a curated record. The transcript has a single exon. Gene Ontology annotation, cellular component: cytosolic small ribosomal subunit; ribosome.